AUGGCUGGUCGCAAACGCAAAGCUGCUACGGCUGCUGCGUCCGCCAUUACCGCCGCCUCGACUCCUCGCUCUAAGAAGGUCCGCAUCGGAGAAGAAAGUGUCAUUGGCGAAAAUGGCAACACCAGAGAUAGCACUCCUGUCAGCACCUCUAGCGGACGAGCUAUGAGAGCUACGAGUAACCCAAACCCAAAGUACGACUUCACCAAACGUCGAGGUGGUUCUAAUGCUGCAAGUGCUUCCCAGCGCGGCGGUCGUGGCGGUGCUGCUCCUCGUGGCAGAGGUCGUCCUCCAAAGCAACCCGUGGCUACUGGCAGAGGUAGAGGCCGCCCCAAGACCCAGAUCGAAACUCCAGAAGAAUCCGAACCCGAAGUUGAAGAUGAUGCAGAGGACGAAACACUGGUCGAACCUGUGGUAAGCACUCCCGUGCGCAAAGGAAUCCUCAAGAACAAGAACACCUACGUUGAAGUUGAUGUAUCUCAGACUCAAGUCAAAGAAGAUCAGACAGAUCCCGCCCCCAAACGCCGUCGACGACCGCCCAAAUCCGACUCCACCACUGCAAUGCCGAUUGUCACUAGUGAUCUUGAAGGAACCGAGACCAACGGUACUACUAAGGCCAGAGGCCGCCCCAAGAAGAGCGCCAAGGAGUCCACCGGCAAGUCCAAAUUCUACGAUGAGAUUGAUGGUCUGACAGAUGAUGAAGCGUCCCACGAGGCGGCCCCUGCAGACCUGAAUCCCGAAGUCCAGUAUUGGUUGAUGAAAGCCGAGCCAGAGUCCCGCAUGGAGAAAGGCAUUGAUGUCAAAGGCUGGGAUGGCGUCCGCAAUCCUGUUGCCCGAAACAAUAUGCGAGCCAUGCGUGUCAACGAUCUAGCUUUCUUCUACCACUCCAACUGCAAGACGCCAGGUAUCGUAGGCAUGAUGCGCAUUGUCGAAGAGCACCAGGUCGACGAAUCUGCUUUCGAUCCGAAGCAUCCUUACUACGAUGAGAAGUCCGACCGCAGCAAGCCUAAGUGGGAGCUCGUUAAGGUUGAGUUCGUCAAGAAGUUCGAGAAUAUGCUGACUCUACGAGAACUCAAGAGCUAUGCUAACCCAGGUGGCAUGCUCGCUAAUAUGCAAGUGCUCAAACAGUCUCGACUUAGCGUCAGCAGUGUCAGUCCUCAGGAGUGGCAGUUCAUUCUGGAGUGUGUGGGCGAGGAGACCUCCCUAGGUCAGCCUGGUGUCGGUAAUGAGGGCGAUAUUGAUGGUGAGGAUGACGCUCCAGUCGAAUCUCCGGAUGCUGAUGAGAUGGACCAGCCUGAUGACGAAGGCGCAGAGUCCUCCCCGAGUCGCCCAGAAGGCAGCACGGUGGUCUCCCUGGGUGAUGUGAGGAGCAGUCAAUCCAGCGGCUCGGGAGGUCCUGUCAUGGAGGGUGAUUGGGAAAAUAGUGGUGAUGAGAAUGAGCUGACUGGUCCGGACUGA
This is a messenger RNA of Cyphellophora attinorum, 1455 nucleotides long. RefSeq names its product Thymocyte nuclear protein 1. Lineage: Eukaryota; Fungi; Ascomycota; Eurotiomycetes; Chaetothyriales; Cyphellophoraceae. Gene Ontology annotation, cellular component: nucleus. The record is from RefSeq and is a predicted model, not a curated record. The coding region runs from base 1 to 1455 and encodes 484 amino acids. The transcript is spliced from 2 exons. Gene Ontology annotation, molecular function: DNA binding.